AUGACAUGGAUUGUUGCAAAACAAGUGAUAAUAGUUAACCAAAUUAUGAGAUUGUAUAAAUAUGAACGUAACAGCGCGGAGAGGAUUGUGGCAACCCACUCAAAGCUGACCAACAUUACUGCUCCAAUUGCUGAAUUUGUUGAGGUUGCAGCUGGUUUGCCUUUAGAUAUCAUGCAAGGACCCAACGAUCCUGCUAAUUUCUCAUUACCACGGAAGCUUUUCAUAUGCCUUUUUCCUGGUUUGGCAGCUUAUAACACCUUUAGAUCUUUUACAAAUCCUCAUUCUUUUGAGAUUGAUAAUAUCGGGUUUCAUGGCACAUCAGGUCAGAAUAUAGAUGAUCUUGAGAAGUAUUCGGAUGCAAAAGAUAAACUUGAAUUUAUGGAAAGGACACUAAGGUGGAGGCAUUUAGCACCCAGAGCACCUAAUACUGUAGGAUGCUAUCCUUAUACUGAUAGGGAUCCCUUCUUCACUGAGAGCUGUCCUCAUCUGUACUUUGCUGGCAUCAUAAAGGGAUCUGAAGGGCAGUUUGGGAGACUCAUAAGCGUCCCGAAAUUCAGUGAAUCUGGCAUUGCAGUUGUGGUGAGUGACAAUGAAGAUUGUAACAUCAGCAGCAUAUUUGAAGAAGCUUGUGAUUUUAUAGAUUAUGUUGAGCAGAUUGGUCAGAAAGUUUUAGUGAAGGAAGCUCUAUGUUUUUAA
Messenger RNA from Arachis stenosperma, 696 nucleotides. Its product is annotated as DNA polymerase delta small subunit-like. The transcript has 8 exons. NCBI's taxonomy places the organism in Eukaryota, Viridiplantae, Streptophyta, Magnoliopsida, Fabales, Fabaceae. Gene Ontology annotation, biological process: DNA replication; DNA strand elongation involved in DNA replication. Gene Ontology annotation, cellular component: delta DNA polymerase complex. Bases 1 to 696 code for a protein of 231 amino acids. Gene Ontology annotation, molecular function: DNA binding. The record is from RefSeq and is a predicted model, not a curated record.